Molecule: messenger RNA, 2461 nt
Organism: Sphaerodactylus townsendi
Lineage: Eukaryota; Metazoa; Chordata; Lepidosauria; Squamata; Sphaerodactylidae
Gene: THUMPD1
Product: THUMP domain containing 1
Exons: 4
Coding region: 90-1040 (316 amino acids)
Biological process (GO): tRNA modification
Molecular function (GO): RNA binding
Source: RefSeq, a predicted model, not a curated record
UUUCUUUCUGGCCGUGGCCUGUGCGCGGCGCGUGCGGGUGACGCCAUCGUGGCCCGCGCGUGGAGGGAGGCUUGUCCGGGGCGGCUGCUAUGGCUGCCCGGGAGGCGGCGGCGGCUCACAAGCGGCGGGGCAAAGCGCAGUACGUGCCGGCGGCCAAACGGGCCCGGGCCGACGCGGGGCGCCAGCUGGAGGUUGGCAUGUGCGGCAUUUUAAUCACCUGCAACAUGAACCAGCGCAAGUGCGUGGCCGAAGCCUACAGCCUGCUCGGCGAGUACGGAGAGCAGCUCUACGGGCCCGAGCAGUUCACAGACCGCAAUGACAGCAGCGUGUCGGGAAGCGAGGAGGAGGCAAAGGAGGAAGAUGAUGCCGAGGCUGCUAUGAGGAAGGAGGUUGAUCUGAUCCGCGCUUCUACGACACAGAGGUUGAGACGCUUUCAGUCAGUGGAGAGCGGGGCCAAUAAUGUGGUUUUCAUCCGGACGUUGGGCGUAGAACCCGAGAAGCUGGUGCAUCACAUCCUGAAGGAUAUGCACACCACCAAGAAGAAGAAAACGAGGGUGAUUUUGCGCAUGUUGCCCGUUUCCGGCACCUGCAAAGCCUUCCUGGAGGACAUGAAGCGUUACGCGGAGACCUUCUUCGAGCCAUGGUUUAAGGCUCCUCAGAAGGGCACUUUCCAGAUCGCGUACAAGGCUCGCAACAACAGCCACCUGAGUCGGGAAGAAGUCAUCAAAGAGCUGGCAGGAGUGGUCAGCGAUCUCAACCCGGAAAACAAAGUCGACCUGGGCAACCCCAAGUUCACUAUCGUGGUGGAAAUAAUUAAAAACAUCUGCUGCUUGAGCGUGGCGAAGGACUACGUCCUCUUCCGGAAAUACAACCUCCAAGAGGUGGUGAAGGACGGCCAAGAGGACAGGCAGCCCGGUGCCCCGAAGGCGCCGCGGGAGGGCAGCUUGGAAGGGGCCGAGAAGACGACGGAGGAUAAAGACCCGCAUGGGGAAUCAGCUGAGGAAAAGGCUAGUGACAAUCACAAGGACAGUGAUCCUUGAACCCGCAGGACCGCCGACUGUUUGAAGAGCCAGUGGCUCGGGGUAGCAUGGCGGGGUUAACGAGUUUUAAGCAUUCCACGUGGUGCCCAAAGUUAGUCUCCGCUGAGAGCGCUGCGUUAGAAGCCACGUCGUCCAACUCCUGUUUGCAGUGUUUCUUAGGACUAAUUCUCCUUGUGUCGUUCCUCUGUCAGUGUUGAGGGUCGCAUUCUGAUGCUCUGUUUCCUGUGGUGCUGAAAUGGGUGCUGAAAUUCCGCUGCAGUACCUGAGGCCAAGCUGUUUACCACCUGAUAUGUAGCUUUGCACUGGUGCUGGGUUUUGCAGAACUGGCUGGCAGCCUUCCAAAGUUGUGACAAUACUUCUGAAGGCUGCACUUCAUGCACAAGGGGUGUCGGCUUUGGCUACUCGCAAAGCCUGCCUGUCAUUCAGGGUGGAGAAACAGCUCCUAAAAUCUUUUCUGGCAGAGGAGAUUGCCAGAAAAGCAGGUAAAUUGGGACGGGAAUCCCACAGCAGUCAGAACGCUAUGGGUGCCGUUGGGCUUUCCCACGAUCUCACACCCAGCCUUUGGCUAACCUGAGCAGUGUGCUGAUUUAUCCAAGAGAUGUGGCAACCUUUCUACACACUGAUCCACUUUGGAAGGAGUUUCCUUGGGGGACAGCAGGAUGCAUUCUGAUAUCAUAACAAACCUCAACGUGGCUGCCACGAGCAAGAAUACAUCUAAGUUGCUGGGUUUGUAUGUUCCCUCACUCAUUCCUUCUUAUGGCAAACUAGUCUCAGUUGACUGUUGUACACAGCCAGGUCACCCAGCUUUCCUUUGGCCGCCUCUUGCACCUCUUGAAAACUGGAAGAGGCAGCCAGCAUAGUUCUGCAGAGCCAGGAAGCUGUCUCCUUUCAAUUCUUCCUUGGCCUGACAGCUGCAGAGUCACUCCGCUCCUCUGCUUCCCUGGGAAGGAGGGAGCAGCUGUUACUUUGACAGGUGAAUGGCCAAACAUACCUAUAGCUGGAGACUUGAGUGUCUUUUCAAACAAAGAUUUAUACCCCGCUUUUCAGGAAGACUUGUGGGCAUCUUCUAGUUACUAGGUGCAGACGUGUUCUUGAGGGAUUUCCUACCCUAUCGCCCCACCUAAACAUUAUAUUUUUGUGAACAGCUUUAAAGUUGAGUUUUGUAGACUCUGCUAAAAAAAAGAACCCGCGGGCACUCAACUUUUCAUUUGGCCUCACAGCAUCUCUCCACAAAAGAAUCCUUGCAGUUCCAAACAUCUAACGAGGUGAAACGUUUUUGUUUCGUAUGUUGUCUUGUAUACCUUGCUUCAAAACAGAACAAAACUGGUUUUGUUUCCCUUUUUGAAACUGGUGUUUGUCAGUGAAUUUUUUGUCGGAUUUGGGUUUGAACUUUGCAGAAUACAGCCUUUUCAAAAUAAGAA